CAUGACGUCAUUUAUCCUGCCAACAAAGUUAGGCGACUGCAAAACUGGACUGCGAUAUUUUCCUUCCUUGGAAAAUUUGACGGGAUUUAGCCUAACAUUUCCUUAGAACUGUAUUUUAAGAUUCUUGGAUGCGUAGAAUGAAAACACCCCAUUGUAACUCAUGCUGGAUCACGAUGAGAACUUUCUGAGAUAAAAAAAAAUAUCGACGAGACACAGCAAUUAGCUAGAUGGAGGAACUGGAAGGUACACAUGGACGCCACUGUGCGGGUUGCGGGGAAACGAUUCAAGACACCAUCAAUGUGAAGGUUCUGCAAGGAACUUGGCACAAUGCCUGUUUUCAGUGCUCGGAAUGCUGUGACCACCUGACCAACUGGUACUAUGAGAAGAAUGGCAAGCUGUACUGCCGUAAACACUACUGGGAGAGGUUUGGAGAGCUGUGUCACGGCUGCUCUCUGCUCAUGAUUGGACCUGCCAUGGUUGCUGGAGAAUACAAGUAUCACCCAGAGUGCUUUGUAUGUCUGAGCUGCAAGGUGGUCAUCGAGGACAGAGACACCUACGCCUUGGUGGAGCGAUCCAAACUGUACUGUGGGAAGUGCUAUAAGCAAGUAGUCCUGGCGCCCGUGUUGGAGAAGCGUUCGGCCGAUUCGGCCCUGGAUUCCCUGCCCCACACGGUCACCCUCAUCUCAAUGCCCUCUGCCACCAACAGCAAGAGGGGCUUCUCUGUCUCUGUCCUAAGAGACGUUGCCAGCGGCUCCGCUAGCGUGCAAGUCAAAGAGGUCAGAGGAAUGCAUAUCAGCCCGGAAGUUCGGAAUGCCAUCCAUGUUGGUGACAGGAUCCUGGAGAUCAACGGUCUUCCAGUGGGGACACUGAUGGAGGAAGAGGUGGAGGACCUGAUUCAUCGGACCAGUCAGACGCUGCAGCUGCUCAUAGAGUAUGAUCCAGUCAGGCAGCGGUUGGAGAGGCUUAGACUGGGGUCCUCGCACAACCGCUUGGGGGUCCCCGCCACCUCCCGCAUGCGCCUGUCUUUGCCCUCUGACAGUGUCCUGGAGAGGACAGACGUGGUGGAUGAUGGCACCCUAAAGAGGAGGUCUCUAAGGCGUAGCAACAGCAUCUGUAAGUCCCCUGGGCCAGCCUCCCCUAAGGAACACCCUAUCCUGGCCCGGGACAUCGGGCGCUCCGAAUCCCUGCGCUCCUCCAGCAGCUGCUCUCAUCGCAUCUUCCGCCCCUGUGACCUCAUCCAUGGAGAGGUGCUGGGCAAGGGCUUCUUUGGCCAGGCUAUCAAGGUGACCCACAAAGCCACUGGUGAGGUGAUGGUGAUGAAGGAGCUGAUUCGCUGUGAUGAGGAGACCCAGAAGACCUUUCUAAAGGAGGUCAAAGUGAUGAGGAGUCUGGAACAUCCCCACGUGUUGAAGUUCAUCGGUGUGCUAUAUAAGGACAAGAGGCUGAAUUUAAUAACCGAGUUUAUCGAGGGAGGCACACUGAAGGAUUUCAUUAGAGACAUGGACCAGUUUCCAUGGGAGCAGAGGGUCAGCUUCGCUAAAGGUAUUGCUUCUGGAAUGGCCUACUUGCAUUCAAUGAGCAUCAUCCAUAGAGAUCUUAACUCUCACAACUGCCUGGUGAAACUGGACAACACAGUGGUGGUGGCAGACUUCGGCCUAUCCCGGCUCAUGGUGGAGGAGAAGGUCAAGCACCCUCCCCCUGAGAAACUGGCCAAUAAGAAGAGAGUGUUCAGGCGCAUUGACCGUAAGAAGCGCUACACUGUGGUGGGGAACCCCUACUGGAUGGCUCCAGAGAUGCUGAACGGUAAACGCUAUGAUGAAAAGGUGGACAUUUUCUCCUUUGGGAUUGUGCUUUGUGAGAUUAUUGGGCAGGUGAAUGCCGACCCAGAGUGCCUUCCAAGGACCUAUGACUUUGGCCUCAAUGUAGACAAGUUCAUGGAGAAGUUUCUCCCUGAUGACUGCCCACAAGCUUUCUUCGCAUUGGCUGUGGCUUGUUGUGACCUCAUCCCUGAAAACCGGCCUGCCUUCCAGAAGCUGGAGGACUGUUUCGAGGCCCUGUGCCUCAACCAGGAGAUGGGCAUCCCUCUGCCAGCCGAAUUGGAAGAGCUGCACCAGAGACUGUGUCAACUCCACCCCCCUAAAGACAGCUCCUCUCCAUCCCAGUCCACACCCCCAACGCCAGCACCUCCUGAGGAGCCCAGCCUGGCUGACAACAGCACCUAGCACAGACACUUGUUCCUCUGGAUCCCCAAGCUCACCUUCCACGACCACCGUCUGGACUGUUGCACUGGAUGAGGGGUGGGGAAGAAAGACCUAACUUGUGCCAUUUGGGAACUGGAUACCCUGAGCUAGCUGGACAAAAACCCCAAAUGCACACACCAGGACAUGCAGGGUACACAUCUGUUUUUACCAUACUACCAGAACCUGUUAUGUGGUUCACUGGCUGAUUGAUGACUGGCUCAGAGUUAACGCAGGGCAGGGUGUGUGGAGUGAAGAUUGUUUAGCAUCAGGAGGACACGUCUAGGGACUAAAACACUCUCUCUGAGGAGGCCAAGUCACAUCAGUCAGAGAAAUGUGUCAAAUGAAUGUUAUGAGCUCACCAAGCAGGAAAAUCCUUGUCAAACAGUGCUCUGAGGCCCUUGAUCUUAGAGAUAACUUUCAAGCUUCACUGAUGGGAUCAGAUCCACUCUACAACCAUUAAGUGUAAUCAUGUGCACUCAUCCUUUAGUCUUUUUUCUCGUUUUUCAAGCUAAGGUCUUUUAAGGGAGUAUGCGAGCACACUUAUUCGGUUCGCCUAGCCGACUUCAGCUAGCUGCCAACCAAACUAAAGCAUGCUGAUGCCUUUAUUGUCAGUGGAUGGUUUAUGGGGCAUCUACUGACUUCAAGUUACUGUAGAGGGUGGUAAUGGUAGUGUAUAGAUUUUCUUACCAUUAACUAAAUGUUUUCAUUCCACUUUAUUAACUCCAUAUGAAUUUGUUUCUGUUCAUGUGCAGUCAUGGACAGAUUAAAAUUAAAUUGUGAUUUGGAGCUGUUGACUGAGUUGGAGUUUGUUAUAGGAUGAAAUGAAUACUGUUGUUUUCACAUGUAGCUAAGCUAGCACACUUUCAGAACCAGAUCGGUACCUGGUGCUUGUUGUUAAAGGCCCAAUGCAGCCGUUUUAUAUCAAUAUCAAAUCAUUUCUGGGUAACAAUUAUGUACCUUAAUGUAAU
Messenger RNA from Coregonus clupeaformis (lake whitefish), 3208 nucleotides. Its product is annotated as LIM domain kinase 2. Gene Ontology annotation, biological process: protein phosphorylation; actin cytoskeleton organization. Gene Ontology annotation, molecular function: protein serine/threonine kinase activity; ATP binding; protein binding. Gene Ontology annotation, cellular component: cytoplasm; nucleus. The transcript is spliced from 16 exons. Lineage: Eukaryota; Metazoa; Chordata; Actinopteri; Salmoniformes; Salmonidae. The record is from RefSeq and is a predicted model, not a curated record. Bases 228 to 2222 code for a protein of 664 amino acids.